CACCAAAGAGAAAAAAAUACAGGGAGAGAGAGAGAGAGAAAGGGCCCCCGUAAAUUCCUAUCCUUGGUUUUGAAUGGAGAGAGGGCUUUCUUCUUGGCCUUGACCCACCUCUCUCUUCCCUCCCACUUCCCUCUCUCUCAUUGAGAUCUUUGCAACUUCUCUCUCUGAUCCCAUUGUUUUCUUGAUGGGUUUGUCUUGUGUUUUUUCCAUUUAGAAAUAGAUUUAUGAGGCUCGUGUUUCCAGGUCAGGCGUUCUUGCAAAAUUGUGAAUUCUUUUGUGAUCAAAUAUUCUUCUGGGCUUACUGAAUUCUUGGAGGAGGAUACAUUGCACAAAAAGCUCCUUCAGCUACAAGGGUGCAUGAAGGCAAGAGUUUUGGGGUUUUUGUUAUUAUUUCCUGAGAGGUGGUUAUGUGGUAAUACAAUUAUAACGAGCUGACAAAUGACACGAGGAAGGAUAAGGGCAAGGCUCCGCCGGAGCAAUUUGUACACAUUUGCAUGCAUUCGUCCACGAGACGGUGAAAGAGAUGAGCCGCAUCAAUUCCAAGGCCCCGGAUUCUCACGAAUUGUAUUAUGCAAUGAACCAUAUCGCCAUGUACAGAAACCUCUUAAAUAUUGCUCUAACUACAUUUCAACCACGAAGUACAAUGUCAUCACGUUCUUACCCAAGGCUAUUUUUGAGCAAUUCCGUCGUGUUGCCAACUUAUAUUUCCUACUAGCUGCAUGUCUGUCGAUCACAAGGGUUGCUCCGUUCUCAGCUGUGAGUAUGAUUGCUCCUCUAGCCUUCGUGAUUGGUCUUAGUAUGGCAAAGGAGGCUAUGGAAGAUUGGCGAAGGUUUAUUCAGGAUAUGAAAGUAAAUAUGCGAAAAGCUAGGGUGCAUAAAGGGGAUGGAGUAUUUGGUCCUAAGCCAUGGAUGAAACUUCGAGUUGGAGAUGUGGUGAAAGUGGAGAAGGACAAAUUUUUCCCUGCGGAUUUACUACUUGUGUCGUCUAGUUAUGAGGACGGAAUUUGCUAUGUGGAAACUAUGAACUUAGAUGGAGAGACAAACUUGAAAGUCAAGAGAGCUUUGGAGGUAACUUUGCCAUUGGACAACGACAUGACUUUCAAAGAUUUUACGGGAAAAAUUUCAUGCGAAGACCCAAAUCCCAACCUUUACACUUUUGUGGGUAAUCUCGAGUAUGAUCGUCAGGUUUAUCCGUUAGAUCCUAGCCAGAUUCUCCUCAGAGAUUCAAAGCUUAGGAAUACGGCUUAUGUUUAUGGAGUAGUGAUAUUCACUGGUCAUGAUAGCAAAGUCAUGCAAAAUGGAACACGAUCUCCUUCGAAAAGGAGUAGGGUUGAAAAACAGAUGGACAAAAUCAUUUACAUUCUUUUUAGCCUCCUUGUAUUGAUCUCCUUGAUCAGCUCACUUGGAUUUGGUGUGAAGACAAAGUUCCAAAUGCCACAAUGGUGGUAUAUGCAACCAGAUGAAACAGUAGAUCUCUAUAAUCCUAGAAUACCUCUCUGGUCAGCCUUUUUGCAUUUGAUUACUGCCCUUAUUCUGUAUGGGUAUUUGAUACCCAUCUCUCUCUAUGUUUCUAUCGAAGUGGUUAAGGUCCUCCAAGCAAUGUUCAUUAAUAAGGACAUCCAUAUGUAUGACGAAGAAAGCGGAACUCCUGCUCAAGCAAGGACAUCAAAUCUAAAUGAGGAGUUGGGUCAGGUUGACACGAUUCUUUCUGAUAAAACUGGCACUUUGACAUGCAACCAAAUGGAUUUCCUCAAGUGUUCCAUUGCUGGUAAGGCUUAUGGGACUCGUUCUAGUGAAGUUGAACUUGCUGUUGUAAGGGAGAUGGCUUUAAAUGUUGACGGUCAAGUCUCAGAAUCAACCCCUAAAAGUGGUGUGCAUGUGUCAGAAAUUGAGUUAGAGACUGUUGUUACUUGUAAAGACGAGAAGUAUCAUAAACCUCCAAUAAAGGGAUUUAGCUUUGAGGACAGCCGCCUCAUGCAUGGAAAUUGGUCGAAAGAACCAAAUGCAGAUGUCAUCUUGUUGUUUUUCCGUAUACUUGCUAUUUGUCACACUGCAAUUCCAGAAGCAAAUGAAGAGACUGGUGGAUUUACUUAUGAAGCAGAAUCCCCGGAUGAAGGUGCUUUUCUUGUUGCAGCAAGAGAAUUUGGGUUUGAGUUCUGUAAAAGAACUCAAUCCAGCGUAUUUGUUCGUGAAAGAUAUCAUUCUUCUAAAGAGCCAAUUGAAAGGGGGUACAAAAUUCUCAAUUUGUUGGACUUUACUAGCAAAAGAAAGAGAAUGUCUGUUAUUGCUCAGGACGAUGAUGGUCAGCUUUUUCUCUUUUGUAAAGGUGCAGACAGCAUCAUCUUUGAUCGGUUAUCAAAGAAUGGAAGAAUGUACGAGGAAGCUACUACAAAACACCUAAAGGACUAUGGGGAAGGUGGUUUGCGCACAUUAGCUCUUGCUUACCGAAAACUUGAAGGGGCAGAGUAUUCUGUUUGGAACAAUGAGUUUAUCAAAGCGAAGACUUCCAUUGGUGGUGAUCGGGAGGCAAUGCUUGAAAGGGUAUCUGAACUGAUGGAAAAAGAUUUAAUCCUUGUCGGUGCAACUGCUGUUGAAGACAAACUACAAAAAGGGGUGCCUCAAUGUAUUGAUAAGCUGGCUCAAGCAGGUCUCAAAAUCUGGGUUCUGACAGGAGAUAAGUUGGAAACAGCAAUCAACAUAGGAUUUUCCUGUAGUCUGCUUCGACAGGGCAUGAAGCAGAUUUGCAUAACAAGCCUGAAUACAAACACAUCAGCACAAGAUUCCAGAAAGAAUUUGUUGCUCUUUGCAACCCAUCAGGCCGUGAAAGAUAACAUAGAGAUGCAAAUUACAAACGCCUCUCAAAUGAUCAAGCUUGAAAAGGAUCCUUAUGCUGCAUUUGCAUUAAUUAUCGAUGGGAAGACCCUUUCAUAUGCUUUAGACGAUGAUCUGAAGCAUCAAUUCUUAAACUUAGCGGUUGAUUGUGCAUCUGUCAUAUGCUGCCGUGUCUCUCCUAAGCAGAAAGCUCUGGUGACAAGAUUGGUAAAACAAGGAACCGGCAAAAUCACCUUAGCAAUUGGGGAUGGUGCAAAUGAUGUUGGAAUGAUUCAAGAAGCAGAUAUUGGUGUUGGCAUCAGUGGCGUCGAAGGAAUGCAGGCAGUGAUGGCUAGUGACUUUGCUAUUGCUCAGUUUCGAUUUCUGGAAAGACUUCUGGUUGUCCAUGGACAUUGGUGUUACAAGAGAAUUGCUCAGAUGAUCUGUUAUUUCUUUUACAAGAACAUAGCCUUCGGCCUCACACUGUUCUACUUCGAGGCAUUCGCCAGCUUUUCUGGGCAAUCAGUUUAUGACGAUUGGUACAUGUUGCUAUUCAAUGUUAUUCUCACCUCACUACCUGUCAUUUCACUUGGCGUGUUUGAACAAGAUGUUUCGUCUGAAAUCUGCUUACAGUUCCCAGCCCUUUAUCAACAAGGCCCAAAAAACUUGUUCUUCAACUGGUACCGAAUAUUUGGGUGGAUGGGGAAUGGACUCUAUUCUUCCGUCAUGAUAUUCUUCCUCAACUUAAUCAUCUUCUAUGACCAACCCUUCCAAUCCGAAGGCCAAACUACUGACAUGUCAGCCGUAGGGACCACCAUGUUUACGUGCAUCAUUUGGGCAGUCAAUUGCCAGAUUGCACUUACCAUGAGUCACUUCACUUGGAUCCAACACCUCUUAAUAUGGGGCAGCAUCGCCACAUGGUACCUAUUCCUCUUAGGCUAUGGAAUGAUGCCACCGGUCUAUUCUGGGAAGGCCUUCCAACUCCUUCUUGAAGCCCUCGCUCCUGCUCCUUUGUACUGGUGUGCCACUCUUUUAGUAACCAUUGCUUGCAACCUCCCAUAUUUGGCUCAUAUAUCAUUCCAAAGGUGUUUCCAUCCAAUGGAUCAUCACAUCAUCCAAGAAAUAAAGUACCUCAAGAAAGAUGUUGAGGAUCAACAUAUGUGGACUAGAGAGCGGUCUAAAGCAAGACAGGAGACAAAGAUUGGGUUUACUGCGAGGGUAGAUGCAAAGAUCAGGCAAUUGAAAGGGAAACUAACAAAGAAGCAUUCAUCACUACCUCCACAAGUCAUAAUGCCUCCAUCGUAACAUUUUCUGGGAUUUUUUUUUCUUUUUGGCCCUGUUCUCGUUUAUAAAUUCAGGUUUUCUGGCCGUUUCUAGAUUUAUUUGCUGUCCUUUUUUGAGCUUAAUUUGUUUUCAUAUGGGUUGUGUUAUUCAUUUUAGUGGGGUGUGUUGAGGUCUCAUUCAUUAUACAAGAGGUGUAAUGCUAUUGUAUGUAAUUAAUUUUAUUUACCAAAAAAAAAAAAAUACUCCUAUAUAGCAUGAUCUCAUUAUAGCU
This is a messenger RNA of Rhododendron vialii, 4366 nucleotides long. Its product is annotated as probable phospholipid-transporting ATPase 4. The transcript is spliced from 11 exons. The record is from RefSeq and is a predicted model, not a curated record. Gene Ontology annotation, cellular component: plasma membrane. The coding region runs from base 439 to 4116 and encodes 1225 amino acids. Gene Ontology annotation, molecular function: ATP hydrolysis activity; ATPase-coupled intramembrane lipid carrier activity; ATP binding. Gene Ontology annotation, biological process: phospholipid translocation. Lineage: Eukaryota; Viridiplantae; Streptophyta; Magnoliopsida; Ericales; Ericaceae.